CUUGGGCCCACGCGCGAGUCAUGAGUCAUGACCCACCCAAAUUACUAUCGCCUCCCCUCCCCUGCACUCCAGAUCUAUCUCCUUUCUUUCCAUCAACCUCAUUCCUCCAUCUCCGACCUGAUAGAGGUUUCUGUGAGAGCAAGGGAUAUGUGUCCGCUGAGACUUAUUCUCAUAUUUCUCUCCGCAACUCUAGCCGGCUUUUUCGUCCUUAGAAACCUCAGAUCUCAACAACCCCUCAACGUCGAUGAUGCCAUUGACAGCCCCAACAAUCGCAGCGACUCCUCGUUCAAUCCUCCAAUUAACGGAUUCUCUAAGACUCGGUCGAUUGUGGAAUCGGGGUUUUGGGGUUUUGUGGAUAUGGCUACUGGUCGCUACCUGUGGAGGCAUUUGACCUCCUCUUCAUCGCCUCCCAAACGUUCCAGUUGAUGGGGAAACUCAUUUAAGGCUAACUCAAAAUGUGGGUUCUGCUGCUUGAGAUCCACGUUUCUUCAGGCAGAUGCUUUGGGAUGAUUUAAAGUUUUUUCCCCUUUUUCUUCCCUCUAAUCCUUUCCCCAAUGUCUCCUUUGUGUGCUAAGUGGUGAACUAGUAUAGCAUGCUAUUGCAAGUAACUUGUCAAGGCUUGCUUAUGUAUUUAUGCUGGGUAUACAGUUUCUGGAUAGCAAACAUGAAGUUUAUGGUUGGACAUGGUUCAGCGUUCCAUUUGAACGUUCAGGUGCUUAGGAUAUAGGGGUAUCAAACUAGGUAGAAUCGGUAGCGAUGGGAUGGGAUGGGAAUGUGAAUUUCUUGGUUAUACACUGGUUGCUCUGCCUCAAUUCUCCUUGUUUCAUUUCCUGUCAUUAAUCAUGUCGAAUCUG
Molecule: messenger RNA, 854 nt
Organism: Tripterygium wilfordii
Lineage: Eukaryota; Viridiplantae; Streptophyta; Magnoliopsida; Celastrales; Celastraceae
Exons: 3
Coding region: 28-426 (132 amino acids)
Source: RefSeq, a predicted model, not a curated record